This is a messenger RNA of Oryza sativa Japonica Group (Japanese rice), 3610 nucleotides long. Its product is annotated as putative E3 ubiquitin-protein ligase LIN-2. Lineage: Eukaryota; Viridiplantae; Streptophyta; Magnoliopsida; Poales; Poaceae. Gene Ontology annotation, molecular function: ubiquitin-protein transferase activity. The record is from RefSeq and is a predicted model, not a curated record. Gene Ontology annotation, biological process: protein ubiquitination.
AGCCAACACUUUUGAGCGUCAAAGUGGUGCACACAAGAAAACGCCUCUAUACUUUCGUAACGACCAAAUCAGAAAAUCUUAAAACUUCGCCGGCCGGAGAGGCGCCGGAGCUAGGCGCUGCGUGCCAAAGCACCAUUUGGCACGGCCCGCCUCGUGCGACUUUUUCCUCUUGUCCCCUCGACAAAUCUAUGCACGGCCCGUCACCAUGCAAACCACAACGAACAGUGAUGUGCCACUAGCAGCAGAGACCUGUCAUCCACACGCCCCCGCCGGCGACAAUGGCGCCGCCGCCGUCGUCAUUGCUUCGCGACCUCCUCGCCGCUGAUGGCUUCAGAAACCGUCGCAAGCCGCCUGACAGUAACCCUCCGGCCGCCCCAAGGACCACGAGCAUGCCCCUCCAGCACCGGCGGCCGAGUAGGCCAGCACGGUCGCAGUCCGACGUCCUCACCCGCAGCCGCCUCAGAGAAACAAACAACGUCGGUACUAGCGAUGGCGACGGAGUCGACGCCGGCGAGGAGCAGCGGACCGCCACACGGAGGUCAUCGGCGUCGCUGAUGAGCGCGAGGAGCUACAACAACAACAAGGACAGCGGCGGCGGCGCCAUGAGGGGCGGCUCAGCUGCCGCGGUACCGGCUCUCGACGAGUCCGUGCUCACCGCGUUGAUCUCCCUGGUCGCGGGAGCCGUGAAGCGGUUCGUCAGGGACGAGGGCUUCCGCGCGUCGCUCCGCGGCGGGUGCAUGUCGUGCCUCGGCGGCGAGUCCAACCACCGGGCGGUCCUGGACCUCCGCGUGAUCGUGCACACCGUCGAGAGGGCCGCGAGCGAGGGGCUCGACGACCCGCGCGACCUGAAGCGCGCGUCGCUCAGGCUGCACGCCAUGGCGUCCCUCGACGCGAAGGAAGCGGACGCGGUGAGCGCGGCCGGCGUGCCCUACCAGCGCCUCGCCGCGUGCGCGCACCUGUACAUGUCCGUCAUCUCCAAGCUCCAGGAGAAGGACCACUCCUCCGCGGUGCACGUGCUGGAGGCCUUCUGCUUGGCGCCGCACGAGGCCCGCACAUCCCUGCUUCCCGCGCUCUGGGACAGGCUCUUCCGCUCGGGCCUCUCGCACCUCAAAGCGUGGCGUGACCGCGAGUCGGCGACCGCGGCGAGCUCGGAUACGAGGGUGAAGGACGUGGAGAAGAUGUUCGUAGAGGCAGUGGACGAUGGCACACGCGCGCUCGCAUGCUACUACAGAGAUUGGCUUCUGGGGCGCAGCCAAGCCAUGUCUCUCCCGGUUGUUCCUGCUCCUCCCAGCACCGUUCUUGCCAGCGCGCUGAGGUUCUCGACGUCGACGUCCUAUGACAUUGGCUCGGAUGUCGCUUGUAGCUCCGGGAGUUACAGUCCAGCUGUAAAGUUUGCGCUCGACGAGACUCCAUCACAAUAUGAUCGAGAGAUCGAAGAGGAAGAAGAAGCAGAGGUGGACGAGAAGACAGCAGAUGCAGAAAGCGUGUUCCAUGAGUGCGAUGGCACUGAACCGAAGAGCUACACUCACUCACUUCAGACAGAAGAAAACGAGCUAAUGCCUGACAAGCUAGCCAACGAGGCAUCUGAACGAAAGAGUGAAGAUGAACGGAGCAGACAACCAGAUGAGUCAACGAGUUAUGUGCCAAUUUCUGAUAUCACGGCUAUUGACCUUCCUACACUCGAGUUCUGUGAAGGGCCUGAUCUCCAGAGUGACACAGAUGGCAGUCAAAUAUCCAUUUUUGCCACCAUUCCUAGUGAUUUCCUCUGUCCACUGACGAGGCAGAUCUUCAACCGUCCGGUGACAAUCGAGACAGGUCAGACGUUCGAGCGGCAUGCUAUAGUUCAGUGGUUCGAUAAAGGCAUCAGAAUGUGCCCAAUUACAGGUCAAGAACUUGAAAGCCUGUCGAUUCCAGACAUAAACCGUGUGUUAAAACGCUUGAUCGAUAACUGGAAGUCCGAACACUGCAAAACUCUGAACUCUGAAAGUACAUGUCCUGAAAAGGAGUUAACUGCAACAUUCGUAGAGAAUGUCCUUUCUUCUGAAUGCGAGACGUCUGAAAAACUUGAGAAGGCAAGGCGUCUUAUGGCAAUCGGUGGCAUAGACUUUCUUCUGCAUAAAUUUCAUGGAGGAGGAGAAGAUGAGAAGGCACAAGCAGCUGAGCUCCUUUUGCUCUGCAUCAGGGCAGAAGGAAGCUGCAGAAACUACAUGGCCAUAAGGAUUUGUAACUCAAGUGUUGUUCAGCUUCUCCACAGUGAGGUGAUUUCAGCAAGGAGUUCUGCAGUUCGUCUGCUUGUUGAACUGCUCUGCCUGAAAAGAAGGGAAAUAGUUGAAUUGUUCCUACGUGGAUUGCGCACAGAGUUGACAAUGGAGACUAUGAAUCUACUACUCGAGCAUCUCCGACGCUCGCCAAACGAAGAACAAGCUCUGGGUGCUGUUCUACUCCUGCAUUUUGAUCAUGCAUUGGUGGAGCCACACAGAGAUAGCGUAUACAGAGAAGAGGCUGCCAAGAUCAUCACACAUUCUCUGAGAUGCUCCCUGUCUGAAGAAAAUGUCGUUGCCAACAUCAGGAAAGCACUGCUGCUGCUGGGAGGGCAUUUCUCCUUCUCGGGCGACCUCCUUGCAGAGGACCGGAUGCUGAAACAAGCCGGCUUCGUCGACGGCUCACGUGUCACGCGUGCCGAUUCUGACGCUGCCGUACAGGACAAGGGAAGAGACGAAGACGAGGUGUGGCUGAGGGAUGUGACCGCGGCGCUACUCGGCAGCGGGAGGAGGCCGUUCCUGGAGGCGCUGUCCAUGUGCAUGAGCUCUCCCAACCACGACCUGGCGGCCGUGUGCCUGACGACGGCUGCGUGGCUGAGCCGGUCGCUCGCGUCGAUCGACGCCGCCGACGUGCAGCUCGCCGCGUUCUCGGCCCUCAUCCCGCGGCUGAAGCAGCGCCUCGCCGGCGACCGGUCGCAGGCUCAGCAUCGGGUCCUCGCGUCCGUGACACUGUACAACUUCAGCAAGAUCCCAGACUGCAGGGCCUUGCUGAUGCUGCUGGCUGACGGCCUUCGCGAUCACCUGGUCGAGCUCGCGGAGCUGACAUGGACGGCCGGUCAACUGAUCACCGAGCUCCAAGAGUGACGUUAACCUCCGCCACGACGCCCAGCGUACGCUACAUGCAAGUCGCCGGAGCGCCUCUCGUGUUCGUGGAAGAUUCAGCGGAUGGAGCCCGCUGAUUUUCUUGCCCCCUUCAGAGUUCAGAAUCGUCUCAGCUCCAAACAGUUAUCGGACAGAGACGGCACGCUAUGUAAAUGUUGAUGCGUACGGUAGAUUAUACUAUACCUUGUUUAGUCGUUUUCUCUCUUCUUGGGUAACAUAUUCGACGAGCCGGCCGCUGUGAAUAUAAUUUGAUUAUGCCUGACGGAGUCCUUGACGUUUGUACUUCUGAAUAUUUUUGGGGGGCAAAAUCCAGUCUUUCAAUUGGUUAUUUCCACUUGCAGAACUUUAGUGGUGGAUUAGGAUAUUUUUGUCAGGCACUUAUCAGUGAUCACAAGUCCCUUUAGGUGCUAAGAUUUUGAACAGCAGCACUUGAUAAAGAGAUUUCACUAAGGUGAGACCUAUAAGUA